AAGAAGAAGAAGAAGAAAAAGAGGAAAGCGGCGGCUAGUGCGGAGGAUGAUACAAAAACUAAAAAAGCAAAACCUGAAGAAGAUGAAUCUGUGGAGGUAGAAGAUGAAGAUAAGCAGGAUUCUGGAGAGAAAGAAGUGGAAGAAGAGGAGGGGGAGGAGGAUGAAGUGCCCAGUUUACCACUAGGUCUAACAGGUGCUUUCGAAGACAAUUCUUUUACUUCCCUGGCUGGUGUUGUCAGUGAGAAUACAUUGAAAGGCAUAAAUGACAUGGGUUUUACACACAUGACUGAAAUUCAACAUAAAAGUAUUAAGCCGCUUCUGGAAGGCAGGGAUAUUUUAGCAGCUGCAAAGACAGGCAGUGGCAAGACUCUUGCGUUUCUGAUUCCUGCGGUAGAGCUCAUCUACAAGCUAAAAUUCAUGCCUAGAAAUGGAACAGGUGUUAUUAUUCUUUCUCCUACUCGAGAGCUUGCGAUGCAGACCUACGGAGUUCUAAAAGAACUCAUGAAUCAUCAUGUUCACACCUAUGGUCUGAUAAUGGGGGGCAGUAACAGAUCAGCAGAAGCACAGAAACUUGGAAAUGGAAUUAAUAUCAUUGUGGCUACACCAGGAAGACUGCUGGAUCAUAUGCAGAACACUCCAGGUUUCAUGUAUAAGAACUUGCAGUGUUUGGUAAUUGAUGAGGCGGAUCGUAUCUUGGAGGUUGGAUUUGAAGAAGAAAUGAAACAGAUCAUAAAACUUCUACCAAAACGCAGACAGACGAUGCUUUUUUCCGCUACACAAACCAGAAAGGUUGAAGAUCUGGCAAAGAUCUCUCUGAAGAAAGAGCCGCUGUACGUUGGGGUUGAUGAUAACAAGGAGACAGCAACAGUAGAUGGUCUUGAACAGGGGUAUGUAGUGUGUCCUUCUGAGAAAAGAUUCCUCUUGCUCUUUACAUUCCUCAAGAAGAACCGGAAGAAGAAACUGAUGGUAUUUUUUUCUUCAUGUAUGUCAGUGAAGUAUCACUAUGAAUUACUCAACUAUAUUGAUCUGCCUGUCUUGGCCAUUCAUGGCAAGCAGAAACAAACCAAACGUACUACAACGUUUUUCCAGUUCUGUAAUGCAGAAUCUGGAAUACUGUUGUGCACGGAUGUAGCUGCCAGAGGACUGGAUAUUCCUGAAGUUGACUGGAUCGUCCAGUAUGACCCUCCAGAUGAUCCAAAAGAAUAUAUUCAUCGUGUUGGAAGAACUGCCAGAGGCAUAAAUGGUAGAGGACACGCUCUGCUCAUUUUACGACCAGAAGAACUGGGCUUUCUUCGUUACCUAAAACAAGCCAGGGUACCACUAAGUGAAUUUGAAUUUUCUUGGGCAAAAAUUUCAGACAUCCAGUCUCAGCUGGAGAAACUGAUUGAGAAGAACUACUUCCUUCACAAGUCAGCCCAGGAAGCAUACAAAGCUUACAUAAGAGCUUAUGACUCCCAUUCUCUGAAGCAGAUCUAUAAUGUCAAUAACUUGGAUCUUCCCAAAGUCAGCCUUUCAUUUGGUUUUAAAGUUCCUCCGUUUGUUGACCUCAAUGUGAACAGCAACCAUGGCAGAAGACUACAGAAAAGAGGUGGAGGUGGGGGAUUUGGUUACCAGAUUUUUUUCCACAAAGCUAAAAUCUUCAAACACAUUAGCAAGAAAUCGGACAGUCGGCAGUUUUCUCGUUAA
Tauraco erythrolophus (red-crested turaco) is the source of this 1686-nucleotide messenger RNA. Lineage: Eukaryota; Metazoa; Chordata; Aves; Musophagiformes; Musophagidae. The record is from RefSeq and is a predicted model, not a curated record.